This is a messenger RNA of Torulaspora delbrueckii, 1971 nucleotides long. RefSeq names its product alkaline phosphatase family protein. Gene Ontology annotation, biological process: nucleoside triphosphate metabolic process. Gene Ontology annotation, molecular function: nucleoside triphosphate diphosphatase activity; ribonucleoside triphosphate phosphatase activity. Lineage: Eukaryota; Fungi; Ascomycota; Saccharomycetes; Saccharomycetales; Saccharomycetaceae. Bases 1 to 1971 code for a protein of 656 amino acids. The record is from RefSeq and is a predicted model, not a curated record. The transcript has a single exon.
AUGAGCGAACUAGACAAUAAUAGCGUCCUUUCGCAGGACUUUUUAGAUGAUCCACACAACGUAACGUUGUGGACUCGUGCACGGUACUGGCUGCGUCAGAAACUUCAUCGGACUAGUGACUGGCGACCCCAGGGGAUCCCACUUUAUGACCUUGACUCGCAGGGUCGUUCCCUGGAUGAUUCGCUUCUCAAGCGUCCACGCAGCUUCCGUUGGCUGUGGCAAUUACUCGCUACCGUUCUCUUUGCUGCUAUUACACUUACAGUGGUCAUCGGAGUGAUUUCUACCACUGGAAAAACACCUAAAGGUGUAAAUUUCGACCCUCACAACCAGUACUGGAACGGUUCCCAUGCAUUUUAUCCUCUGACAGUCGUGGUAUCACUUGAUGGGUUCCAUCCAUCACUCAUAUCAGAACGGUUUACUCCCUUCCUGCACGGGCUUUACACUUUGAAUUACACAGAUAAGAUCACAAGUUCUCCCUACAUGUUCCCCAGUUUCCCCUCUCAAACGUUCCCAAAUCACUGGACACUCGUUACUGGUAAGUAUCCGCGCGAUCACGGUAUAGUAUCGAACGUAUUCUGGGACCAGGAGUUACAGGAAGAAUUCCACCCUGGUGUGUUGGAUCCUCGUGUGUGGGCAAACGCCAGUACUCCCAUAUGGGAAGUCUUGCAAACUGCUUACAACCACCAGGGUGAUUUUCCUUUCAAAGUUGCUGCCCACAUGUGGCCCGGCAGCGACGUCGACUAUUCAUCUGUAGAUUCUGUCCCAAUAGAGCGUACGCCUUAUUACAAGGACGACUUCGAUGCUGCGGAGUCACUCGAUGCCAAGCUAAAACGUGUGCUUGAGUUUGUAGACAUGGGAUCUCUCGAAGAACGUCCGCAGUUGGUUCUAAGUUAUGUUCCGCAGGUGGACGCCUUUGGGCAUCAUCAUGGGUACCCUAUUGCCGAUAAGAAGAAUAAGAACUUCCGCGAGUUCACUGAGGUGCUGAGCGGAGUAGAUCGCUACGUUGAGGGAAUCGUGUAUGGAUUGGAAGCUCGUAACGUGUCGCAGUUCGCCAACGUCAUCAUCGUCAGCGACCACGGUAUGAGUAACAUUGAAAAUCCGGCGCACAUCGUUGUGUGGGAAGAUUUGCUGGAUAAACAGCUAAGGAAACGUGUGGAACAUGCCUACGGAGAAGGCCCAAUGCUUGCCGUGACGCCACGCGAUCAUUCCGAUACCAACGAACUGUACAGGGAGAUUACCAAGUCUUUGAAAGAGUUGGGCGAUUUGGGGAGUAAGUUUACGGUGUACUUGAACGGGAACUUCCCUGAACGGUUCCAAUUGAACGAUGUUGGGAACAAACGAAUCGCACCGAUCUGGAUAAUCCCUGAGCCAGGUUACGCAGUUAUGAACCAGGCAUUCGCCAAGAAACAAAAGGACAAAAUCGUUGGGAACCAUGGAUACGAUAACCAUACGCCUGAGAUGAGAUCUUUGUUCAUUGCGAUGGGACCAUUCUUUGAGCGUGGUUACGUUGAACCGUUCGAGAACGUUGAGUUGUUUGACUUGCUAUGUGAUUUGAAUGGAGUUGCAAUGCGCGAUCGAUUUGGUGAUACGCAGGAUACGUUGUUUUAUAAGAAGUUUAUGCAAGACGAGUUUGAGGAUGAUUUUGCGUACUUGGAGACGUUGUAUGGUAAUGGUACGAGUUACAACCAGAUAUGGGCGGGAGAGACAGAGGAAGAAGAGGACGAGGACGAGGACGAAGACGACGAGAAAAUUGAAGGUGAGGAGAGUGAGAGCAAUAGCGAUAGCGAGAGUGACAGUGAUAGUGAAGAUGAAGACGUGAGCGAGGAACCCACCCCGACGUCUUCGGCUGAAGCUGCGACCGCAACUGCAACUGCCAGUUCGUGGCUUGACUCCCUCACUCAAGAAGCCGAGGAACUAGUACAAGAAGUGGUGGAUGAAAUACAGGACUUGAUCAACAAUAAUGUUACAUAG